AUGGCGCCGUCCGUUGAAUCGCUCGCUAAAGUGGAUGAGUCCAAGGAGGAAGUCAGUGAGCCCAAUGUCGUCCGGAUGCCGAUGGUAUCAUCCGAAGUGGACGAGGAAAAAUUGGCCCAAUUCCCCAACUGCGUGACCACCGAUAUCUUUAUCAAUCGAGUUCAAACUUCUGACCGAGUAUCUACCGCCUCGCCUUUUAAACGAUGGGUCAACAGCCUACGACCCAAGAAGGCGUUUGGACCAGAACCUUAUAUUGAAGGCUGGCAGCGCAUACCUCGGAGCAGCGGCGACCAGGAUCACCUCUCACCGCACCCUGGGUCGUUGGAACAGCAAUGGGAGAAACUCUCAGGGAAGUCCUCUCACCUGGGCACGAUGAAGACAGCCACAAUGAGUACUAUGAGUCAAAGCGUCGCUAGGUCAAGAAGAACGACUCAGAGCACCACGAAUCGAAGCAAAUCGGACUUUCGAGCCUCCAUGGACAGUUUGAGGCCAACGCUCAGCGUUUGUAUCGACGAGGAAGCUCAAAAUCGUGCCCUCAAGCGACGGCAAGUGCUUCAAGAGAUCAUCGCCACAGAAUCAGACUAUAUUUUCGACUUGAAGGCGCUCUCGGAUUUGCUCCUGACUACAUCACCGCGAUCCGAAAUCUACUUCAAUGUCCAGCAGAUCCGCGAAUGCCACGAGAGCUUCCUUAGGCGGAUUCGAAGCUUGAUCCCAUCUUCAAACCUUCCUCGGAUGCAGCUCGAAAGGAUGAUGAACUAUGGAGUGCCGAUGCGCCCCGAGUUAGGUCUCAAAGCCUUCCAACCUCGGUCCUUGAGGACGCAAAGCCUCAAGGCGUCCGUCGAUCGCCGAUUGAAACAACUAGCAUCGGAAGCAAAUGAGGCCUUGGUAGUGGCUCGAGAGAUUGGGUACUUGUCAAAGUCUUUCAUAUACUAUAAAGAGUUCUGCAAGAACUACGAUGUCUUGGUCGAGGAUGUUGUCAUUUUACGCAAUACCGUUCGAAACUCGCAAGAAUUCGACCAAGGCAUAGAGGCUAUGACAAAGUCGGCUGCAUCGAUGGAGACACGUCCACUAUACAACAACAAAUCGCUAUGCAUGAAUGAUAUCCUUAUCAAGGUUGGUGGUGAAACACCAAUUGAUUCUUUAGAAGUCUCCGUCGCGCUAACAUAUAUCCAGCCCGCCCAACGCCUUUGUAAAUAUCCGCUGCUACUCCAGGAGCUGUUAAGAUGGACUCAUAUCCAGGAUGAUCCCUCUGCACAUGACGAGAUCCGGCAGGUUCUGGAAGAUGUCCGCGAAGUGCUUGCAGAGAUCAAUGAUGCUACUGCGAGUACUCUUAGCAGAAACUUCGUCGCAAAGACAUUUUUACUAAAUGAUCUCCUCGAAUUCAAAACGGUCACUGCCAUCGAUAUCUAUAAACAACUAGGUCCACUGACCCUUUGCGGUGUUCUGCACGUUACCUACCGAUCAUCAUCGACACAGCCAGGGCUGGUAAAGGGGGCUUUUAUGCUUAAGGACGAGAAAUACGAACUUGUCCUUAGCGCUUCGUCCGCCGCGGAAGAGAAACAAUGGAAGACCGGGAUUCUGAAGUCAGUGGCGGCGUCUGCCGAGAUGCCCAACGCAGUUGCGUCCGAACUUCGAGGGAGCUCGUUCCUAGUUCUAGACAUUACUCCGGAAGAAGAUGUUUCAGAUAUUACGCCGCAACUAUCCCGCAGACCGUCUCUACAGACCUUAGGGACAAUAGGCAUGCAACGAGUUCGAUCCAAUCUGCAACCAAUAAUAAUCCGAAAGACCCAUUGCCCGCAGAAGCACGGCCAGACGCAACAGGUUGACGGCGAGCUAGAACGUCCUAAAAUACCUCCGCCUAUCUCGGAACCGUUCACGAUCACAGCUAAAAGACAGGAUAGGAUUCGCCUGGAGCGUGCGAUCCAGCAAAUUUACACAAAAGAUCUGCUUCCAUACCCCGGAAUGUUCCUGGGCACGGGUGAGCUCUUUUUCGGGCCGGGCUCGAUUAUGAGACAUCUAAGCCUUCGGUCAAAGCGAUACAACCGGUCUAGCUCUGUAAAUCUGCCCAGCAGCUUCCCGAAAACAAGCCAACCACAAGCUGUUGACGAUUAUGAGGACAAGGUACAAGGCUCGACCAAGCGAAAAAGACGGGAAUCCUCGGAUCGCAGCCACAGCUUUGACCAUGAGAAGAGCUGGAUACUGCACAAAGACACCGCUCUGCUCAUGGGCCGUUCUAGGACUAUGAGGAUCAAAACGAGUUCUAGGUCAAUUCACAACACGAAGUCGCAGCAGCCGCUCAGAUCCCCCAAGUCAGACAAGAGCCCUGCCGCCCCAGACACGCACGCACGGAAAGGCCUCUGGACGAUAUUCAAUUCCAUGUCUUGUCGCUGGUCGAAGAAGCAUGCCCGCCCAAGUCUUGGUGGAGCGUGA
This is a messenger RNA of Aspergillus mulundensis, 2430 nucleotides long. RefSeq names its product putative Rho guanyl nucleotide exchange factor. The record is from RefSeq and is a predicted model, not a curated record. The coding region runs from base 1 to 2430 and encodes 809 amino acids. The transcript has 5 exons. Gene Ontology annotation, molecular function: guanyl-nucleotide exchange factor activity. Gene Ontology annotation, cellular component: cytoplasm. Lineage: Eukaryota; Fungi; Ascomycota; Eurotiomycetes; Eurotiales; Aspergillaceae.